Messenger RNA from Arabidopsis arenosa, 695 nucleotides. Lineage: Eukaryota; Viridiplantae; Streptophyta; Magnoliopsida; Brassicales; Brassicaceae. The record is from the annotation of a GenBank genome assembly.
AUUACAAUUCCAUUAACUCUCAUCUCUAGGUGACGUAAAGAAAACAAAAAACGAGAGCAAGAAUGGUCGAGGAGGAGGUUGAGGUAGAUGUGGAGAUCAACACUACGGCUGAUAAGUUCUUCUUGUUCGCCAGAAGAUCACAAAACGUGGUCACAGCCACUCGCUACAUUCAGGGAUGUGAUCUGCUCGAAGGCGAAUGGGACAAAGUUGGAAGCAUAAUUCUUUGGAAAUUAGUUUUUGAUGGAGAGCCAAGAGUGUCGAAGGAUAGGAUCGAGACGGUGGAUAUGGAGAAGAAUGUGAUUCAGUGGAGGGUAUUAGAGGGACCUUUAAAGAAAGAAUACAAGAGCUUCUUGAAAACGGUGAAGGUGAGCCCUAAGCAAGGAGGAUCUGGAAGUGUGGUGAAGUGGAACAUGAAGUAUGAGAGGAUUGAUGAGAAGGUAGCUCACCCAAAGAGGCUUCUCCAGUUCUUUGUUGAAGUGAUUAAAGAGGUUGACCGAUAUCUCUUGUCUGAGGAAUAGGGGUUAUUUAUGCUUGGCUUGUGUAGUUGUGUGUGUGAGAGUUAUAUAUUGUAUGCGUGAGAACUCCUCUUGUGUUUUGUAUGUCUUUCUCAAUUAUUGUGAUCUCUCUAAAUUUAGAAGAGAUGUCUGCAAGUGUGCUGGUUUAGUGGAGCUUGUAUUACGUACGCUUGAAGUCGC